Scylla paramamosain (green mud crab) is the source of this 2485-nucleotide messenger RNA. RefSeq names its product methyltransferase-like protein 27. The transcript has 8 exons. The coding region runs from base 193 to 897 and encodes 234 amino acids. NCBI's taxonomy places the organism in Eukaryota, Metazoa, Arthropoda, Malacostraca, Decapoda, Portunidae. The record is from RefSeq and is a predicted model, not a curated record.
ACUGCGCUUCCAUCUCCCCGCUCCGUGCCGCAUAUCUGCAUUUGUUUACACAACACGCACGCACACAGCAAGUUUCGCAGUUACGCUGAGGUCCAAGGCCCAGGGGCAGUUCAGGAGCAGUUCAUACUGCUGCGACCUGCGAGUACCCAGUUGUGCCUCGCCAUAAUUGAAAGCCAGCCUUCCCUUUCCAACAUGAGUGAAGUCACCCAGCCUUCUCCUUCCAACAUGAGUGAAGUGAGUGUCAAGAGCUUGGCGUACCGGAAGAACCAAGAGUGCCACCAGCCUGGAUUUAAACCCGACCAGGUGACAAUGUGCUACGACUCCUGGUCUGCUUCCUAUGACAAAAUGAUGGUGCCCGGGACAUACAACGGUCCACAGAUUGCCCUUGAUGAGAUACUGAACCAUGUCCCGCUGCACCUGCGGUCCACGUGUCGUGUGCUGGACGUGGCGGCGGGUACAGGACAGCUGGGCACGAUGCUGGCCCAAGCUGGCUUCAGAUUCCUGGACGCCGUGGAACCUUCUCCAGGAAUGCUACAGAUACUGCGGGGGAAAGGCGUAUAUUGCAACAUUUAUGAAGUUUAUAUGGGAAAUGCUGCUUCCAAGACCAAGAUCCCACAAGGAACCUAUGAUGCUGUGGCAGUGGUGGGGGCGUUUGGGGAGAGCCAUCUGGCUCUUACGAGUGUGGAGGAUAUGAUAAGCGCCACCAAACCAGGUGGCUUGGUGGUGAUCGUGAUGAGAAAGGAAAACCUGGUGACUGUCGAGGCUUACAGAGACAAACUGGAGCCUCAUCUGGCCAGUCUGGAGGAAAGAAGCUACUGGACGAAGGUAUCACGGAAAGUGGUCCCUGAUUACUUCUGUGGUAAGGACGGACUUAUUCUGACUUACAAAGUGUUGUAACACUCAAACACACACACACACACACACACACACACAUCUGUGGUAAGGACGGACUCAUUCUGACUUACAAAGUGCUAUAGCACACACACACACACACACACACACACACACACACACACACAUACACACACAAACACAGUCUACUUCACCAGCCCCUGCUGCUACUCGUACACUGUCGCGAUCGGUUACAAAACGAAACGUAAAUGAUCAGCUGAGGAUGCUCUUGAUGGAGACUUUUCCAAACUAUCUGCCUGUCUGGGAUGACUAUCGGGUGUAGUUCUAAAACUAACCAUAGUAUUUUUUUUUUUUAUUCCCGUACAAUGUUAUUUAAAGAUUAUUAUCUUCAGUCUAACUGACCUGACCUAACCCUGAAGUGGCAGGGGGCGCUCGAGCGCCCUUGACGAACCAGUAUAUAGUUGGGAAAUAUGCCUCCCGUUUACUUGUUCGCGUCGCUCUGAGAGAACGAAAUGGAGCGGCCACCCCUCAGCUACGUAUAGAAGAAAGCCCACACAAGCACAGUGCUGCUCACACAAGGUCCCCGCUGCUCCUCAGGAACAAGUUUUCGUCUCAUUCAUAUAUCGUAUUAACUACAUCAUUCAUUUGCACCAAAUGUUUGUCUUGUAUAAGACAUAAGCUAAUGUCAAUAAUGUGUGUGUGUGUGUGUGUGUGUGUGUGUGUGUGUGUGUGUGUGUGUGAGAGAGACAGUCUCUCUAAAGCCAGACCACUUCCUGUGAUUUUCAAAAAUAUUAGUCGCUCAGUAUAGAAAACUGUCUCCUGAUGUUGUUAGAGUCUUAGUGUUAAUAAUAACAAUAAUAAUAAUUAGUAGUAGUAAUAAUAAUAAUAAUAAUAAUAAUAAUAAUAAUAAUAAUAAUAAUAAUAAUAAUAAUAAUAAUAAUAAUAAUAGUUGCACGGAGCAGGUGAGUUCCCUAAGUACAAUGAAGUGUAGCAAAAAAAAAAAAAAAAAAAAAUCAGCCGUGCAUUGCUCACUGACCAGGUGAGGUGUGCGUGUUGGGGGGGGGGGAGGGGAGGUAAACAGCAAGCUAUGGCCCAGUUCGCAACAUAAACACGCAAAGAACUCCAAGGGUGCGCGAUAUUCCAGUCUUGGAGUGGAUGUGCUGAACGGACAGCCGGUCUCUCUUCUCACACCCUUGUCAUGCACACCACCUCUUGCUCCUGUGUGUGUGUGUGUGUGUGUGUGUGUGUGUGUGUGUGAAUGUAAGGUGUGGGUGUUUUAGGGGUUUGUAUUUCGAUCACCCAUGCAUUUUUUUCUGUAUUUGUUGCUUCCUUAUAUAAUCAUCACGUAUGUAAUUGCUUUAAUUUUCAAACAUAUACCGAAAUAUAUAUUGCUGUGUUUAGUCAGGCGUUGCCUCUGAGUCUUUAUCACCAUUACCACUACUUUGUUUCACUCCCUUUCAUCACCGCCGCCACGAACUACACGUGGAUCUGUCAUUCGCUGGUAUUUGAACGGUGCAUGUCACGUCUGUGUGCGACAUGAACUGAGGAGUGACAUCUCGCACCGGAGACUCACAGCUCAGUCGGCAGUCUACACACACUCUGUAUUAGCAGACAAAUAUACUGAAGAAACUAU